Molecule: messenger RNA, 2184 nt
Organism: Arabidopsis lyrata subsp. lyrata
Lineage: Eukaryota; Viridiplantae; Streptophyta; Magnoliopsida; Brassicales; Brassicaceae
Product: MLO-like protein 10
Exons: 15
Coding region: 384-2093 (569 amino acids)
Biological process (GO): defense response
Cellular component (GO): membrane
Source: RefSeq, a predicted model, not a curated record
UACCCCAUAGGGAAUCAAAUUAAAUUGUCAUUUGUGUUGGUGAGAGAAGAAAGUGAAAUAACACUCCUAUUUAGUUUUUGAUGGAGCCACAACAGUGACAUUAGUUUGUUGUUGACUCUAAGCGUUGGGUUGUGAAUAGAGACAUGAAGGAGACACAUACAGACUUCUUAGGUUGAUUUAGGUUGUCUUCAAGUACCUCCAGUGUCAAACAAAUAUUGAUGAUUGAUCUCUCUUCCCAUAAUUUAUUGUUAUGCAUAACAUAUCACGGUAAACGGACGUUCAAGUCAACACCGCAUUUAUUUCUUUUAUGUUUUUGUUAGUCUCUCUGCCCUCUUCAUUGUUUCACGUAAUCAAGGACCAAGGGAUUUUAUUCUUUGGCUGCCAUGGCCACAAGAUGCUUUUGGAUUUGGACCACUUUGCUUUUCUGCUCUCAGCUGCUUACCGGCUGCGCCCGAGCUUCCUCUGCGGGCGCUGGCAAAGAGAAAGGACUCUCCCAAACUCCCACCUGGGCCGUUGCCCUCGUCUGUACCUUCUUCAUCCUUGUCUCCGUCCUCCUCGAGAAGGCUCUUCACAGAGUUGCCACGUGGUUGUGGGAGAAACAUAAGAACUCUCUGCUUGAAGCCUUGGAAAAAAUAAAGGCCGAGCUGAUGAUUCUAGGAUUCAUUUCAUUGUUGCUCACCUUCGGAGAGCAGUACAUUCUCAAGAUUUGUAUUCCUGAAAAGGCUGCAGCCUCUAUGUUACCUUGUCCAGCUCCUUCUACUCAUGACCAAGACAAGACCCACCGCAGACGUCUAGCUGCUGCUACUACCUCUUCCCGCUGCGAUGAGGGUCAUGAAGCACUCAUACCUGCCACGGGUUUGCACCAGCUACACAUUCUAUUGUUCUUCAUGGCUGCCUUUCAUAUCCUCUACAGUUUCAUCACCAUGAUGCUUGGCAGACUCAAGAUCCGUGGCUGGAAAAAGUGGGAGCAGGAGACAUGUUCUCAUGAUUACGAGUUUUCAAUCGAUCCAUCAAGAUUCAGGCUCACUCAUGAGACAUCCUUCGUCAGACAACAUUCCAGUUUCUGGACAAAAAUCCCCUUCUUCUUUUAUGCUGGCUGCUUCCUACAGCAGUUUUUCCGAUCUGUCGGGAGGACCGACUACUUAACUCUGCGCCAUGGCUUCAUCGAUGCCCAUUUAGCUCCGGGAAGAAAGUUCGACUUCCAGAAAUAUAUCAAAAGAUCAUUGGAAGACGAUUUCAAGGUGGUAGUUGGAAUAAGUCCUCUUCUGUGGGCAUCAUUUGUAAUUUUCCUACUUCUGAAUGUUAAUGGCUGGGAAACAUUGUUUUGGGCGUCAAUCCUGCCUGUACUUAUUAUUUUAGCUGUCAGUACGAAGCUUCAAGCUAUCCUAACAAGAAUGGCUCUUGGAAUCACGGAGAGACACGCAGUUGUUCAAGGGAUACCUCUUGUGCAUGGUUCAGAUAAGUACUUUUGGUUUAAUCGCCCUCAGUUGCUGCUUCAUCUUCUUCACUUCGCCUUAUUUCAGAAUGCUUUCCAGCUAACAUACUUCUUCUGGGUCUGGUAUUCUUUUGGGCUAAAAUCUUGUUUUCAUACGGAUUUCAAACUUGUCAUCGUAAAACUAUCUCUAGGCGUUGGAGCUUUGAUUUUGUGCAGCUACAUCACACUUCCUUUGUAUGCACUAGUUACCCAGAUGGGUUCACACAUGAAGAAAGCUGUGUUUGAUGAGCAAAUGGCAAAAGCGUUGAAGAAAUGGCACAUGACUGCAAAGAAGAAGAAAGGCAAAGCGAGAAAGCCAUCAACAGAGACCCUUGGUGGUUCUGACAGUGUCAGCACCUCUACCUCAGCCUUUCAUGCCUCUGGAGCCACUCUACUACGCUCCAAGACCACCGGUCACUCGACAGCCUCUUACAUGAGUAACUUUGAGGACCAAAGUAUGUCUGAUCUUGAGGCUGAGCGAUUAACUCCUGUGCCAAUAGAGGGGCACACUAUCGUCAGGGAUGGUGAUCAGCCCACAGAGAUGGAAUAUACUGGAGUUAUGAGUCCUGGAAACCAAUUCUCCUUUGUGAAGCCUGUUCCUGCUAAUGAUAUUGAUUAGUGUUCAAAAUGAAUGCAGAACAAAUCCAUCAUCUGGGUCUUUGUUUUCUAUAACCUGUAUGCCAAUAAUUGCUUUGCUAAGUGUUACCAAC